AUGAGUAACGACAACAUGGAGGUCGAGGAAGGAGUUCAGAAGAGAUUUGAAGUGAAGAAAUGGAACGCCGUUGCUCUGUGGUCGUGGGACAUGGUCGUGGACACUUGUGCCAUCUGCCGCAAUCACAUCAUGGACCAGUGUAUCGAAUGCCAAGCCAACCAGGCAGCCAGCAACAACCAAGAAUGUACCGUCGCCUGGGGUGUGUGUAACCAUGCCUUUCAUUUCCACUGCAUUUCCAGAUGGCUCAAGACCAGACAAGUGUGCCCGCUGGACAACAGAGAAUGGGAGUUCCAACGAUACGGACACUGAUAACCUGGUAAUCUAUUACACGAGUAUCUUCUAA
This is a messenger RNA of Bursaphelenchus okinawaensis, 343 nucleotides long. NCBI's taxonomy places the organism in Eukaryota, Metazoa, Nematoda, Chromadorea, Rhabditida, Aphelenchoididae. The record is from the annotation of a GenBank genome assembly.